Molecule: messenger RNA, 831 nt
Organism: Vanrija pseudolonga
Lineage: Eukaryota; Fungi; Basidiomycota; Tremellomycetes; Trichosporonales; Trichosporonaceae
Gene: Mtfp1
Product: Mitochondrial fission process protein 1
Exons: 6
Coding region: 40-702 (220 amino acids)
Biological process (GO): mitochondrial fission
Cellular component (GO): mitochondrion
Source: RefSeq, a predicted model, not a curated record
CUUUUUCUCACUGCAUCGCAUCGCAUCACAUCACACUCAAUGUCCAGCAACUCCACCCCCACCCCCGUCAAGCAGGUCGAGCAGGCCGCACAGAAGGUCGAAAAGGCGGCCGAGACGCAGGUGAACACCCUCGUCAAGGAUGACGCCGAUUCCACCGACUCGAGCGUCCGUUAUGCUGCAUACCUUCGCCGGAUACGAGACAUUGUGCGCGCCGGCUCGCGCUACACGGCCUACACCAGUGAUGUCGGAGAGGCCUUCCGCCCUGUCGUCCCUCCCUGGGUCGUGACGGCCGCGUACGGCGUCUCGUGGGCCUACCUCAUCGGCGAUGUCUCGUGGACGACGUACAAGGCCAAGGAGCAGGGCCCGACGCCGCUCGAGGCGGCCAACUUCUCCGAGCCGACGCGUCUCGGUCUCGUGGCCGUCAAGCGCUCCGUCUUCCAGAGUGUCGCAUCCAUGGCCCUCCCGGCCUUCACCAUCCACACGGCCGUCCGCUACGCCGGCAGGGCCGUCAAGAACAGCUCCAGCGUGACGCUCAAGCGCUGGGGCCCGACUGCCGUCGGCAUUUCCAUUGUCCCGGCCUUGCCCUACCUCUUCGACCACCCUGUCGAGUACGUUGUCGACCGCGUGUUUGACAAGAUUGAGGAGUCGCUUGAGAAGAAGAACGCCGACGGCACGCCCAAGGAGCCCAAGACGGAGCUCUAACGGCGCGCAGAGCGUGCGGGUUCGCGGUAGAGUGGUACAUCGAUAGGGGCUGUUCCUGCCCGGUGGUUGUCUCGUUCGCCUCAUCUUGUAGCUUGUGCAAAUGCUGUGAUGCAUGAUUCGUUGGCCGUG